AUGAUAUCCACCAUUUUCCUCACCACCCUGGCUUUGGCUGGUCUUGGUACCGCCAAGAACAUCAAGGUCGAAGAGACCCCCGUCCUCCCGAAUGGCUGGGAAAAGAUCGACCAGGCUGUUGAUCCUAGUCAUGUCCUGCGACUCUCUAUUGCUAUGCGGCAGCCCGAUAUCAAGAACCUCGAGACCGGACUGCGAAAGCGCGACGCUACCUGUGGAAAAUACAUCCAGCGACACCUCAGCCAGAAGGAAGCACUCGCUCUCCGAAACCCAGACGACAAGGACGUCGACCAAGUGUUGUCAUGGUUGAAGAGCAAAGGUGUAGCGGCGAAGGCUACGUCUGACAAGGAUUGGAUUCAUGUCAAGACUACCGUGGAAGAGGCUCAAGAUCUCCUUGACGCCAAGAUUGGCUUCUACCAGUUCGGAGAUCAAGAGCCCGUUCUUCGAACAAGAGACUACUCGGUACCUGAGUCUUUGGCCGAUUCCGUCCACUUCAUCCAUCCCAUCGCCAACUUCAUGCGACCUACGAGGGAACUUACCACUCCCGACCCGGAUUUCACUCCCGAUAUGCUCAAAAGCUUGCAGCUGGACAAGCGCGCCAGCAUUCCUUGCACCAGAGCUGUCAAACCCGACUGCCUUCGAGAGCAGUUCAAUAUCAGCUAUCCUGCCUACAACGGUACCUCGCCAAUCCGCUUCGGUAUUGCCGGUUUCCUUGAAGAGUACGCCAACUACGCAGACGCCGAGGAUUUCUUGAGAAUCUAUGCAAAGCCUCUCUAUGAAGCCCGUUACAACUUCUCAACCCAGUUGAUCAAUGGUGCCAAGAACUCGCAGGAUCUCUUUGACUCGGGUAAUGAGGCGGCCUUGGAUGUCCAGUACGCCAUGGCACUUGGUUAUCCUACCAACAUCACUUACUAUCUCGCCGACGGUCGUGGCCCUCAAUUGGGCGAUGACGGCGAGCAAGUUCCUGAGGAGUACAACGAUAACGAGCCUUACCUGGAGUUCCUCGACUACCUCCUUGACCUUUCUGAUGACGAGGUCCCUCACGUGCUCUCCGUCUCUUAUGGUGAUAACGAGGUUUCAGUCCCCCGCAAGUACGCUGAGCGUGUUUGCUCAUUGUUUGGUCUUCUGACAGCCCGUGGUACAACCGUCCUGGCCGCUUCCGGCGAUGGAGGUGCAAAGGGAAGUUCUAAUUCAACUUGCCGCACCAACGAUGGUACCAACAAGGAUGUCACCAUGGCUGUUUUCCCUGCAACUUGCCCUUGGGUCACUAGCAUCGGUGGUAUUGCAGCUGGUGUUGAGCCCUUUGAAGGUGCAGAGUUCAGUGGAGGUGGUUUCUCUCAGUAUUUCCCUCGUGAGAAGUGGCAGGAUGCUUCCGUUGAGAACUAUAUUAAGACGCUCGACGGUCACCUCGAGGGCCACUUCAACGCCAGCAACCGAGGAGUUCCUGACAUCUCUAUCACCGCGACUAGCUUCGUUACCCGUCUUAAGGGCCAGCAAGUCGCUCUCCGAGGUACUAGUGCCAGUACACCCGUGGUCGCAGCCAUGAUUGCGCUCAUCAACGAUGCGCGCGUGCGUAAGGGCAAGGAUGUGUUGGGCUGGAUCAACGAGGUCCUGUACUCUGAUGAGGUUCAGGCAGUGCUCUCAGACGUUUCUGUAGGAGAGAGCAGAGCAUGCGAUUUCGAAAAGGGCCAUAGCCCUGCAGGCUGGCCAGCAGCAAAGGGUUGGGAUGCGAUUACCGGUCUGGGAGUUCCAGCUGACUUCCAGAAGCUCUUUGAUGUGCUGGUUGCUGUUUAA
This is a messenger RNA of Fusarium coffeatum, 1791 nucleotides long. RefSeq lists its product as uncharacterized. The record is from RefSeq and is a predicted model, not a curated record. Lineage: Eukaryota; Fungi; Ascomycota; Sordariomycetes; Hypocreales; Nectriaceae. The transcript has a single exon. Gene Ontology annotation, molecular function: serine-type endopeptidase activity; tripeptidyl-peptidase activity. Bases 1 to 1791 code for a protein of 596 amino acids. Gene Ontology annotation, biological process: proteolysis.